Molecule: messenger RNA, 1401 nt
Organism: Prorocentrum cordatum
Lineage: Eukaryota; Dinophyceae; Prorocentrales; Prorocentraceae
Source: the annotation of a GenBank genome assembly
AUGGCGGCAUACUACCUUGGAUUCGAAUUCCAGCUGUGUCAGUGUCAGGAGGCGGAGAACCAGGAUGAGAUGCAGGAGCAGCUGGGGUGCGGAGGCAUUGGUGCCUUGGCUGGGCAGGAAGUGUGCAACGCAGCCUCCGGUGAGGUGGACACUGUGACAUGCCCAGAGGGCGCGCGCGGGUGCAACCUCGAGGGCCAGCCGAUGCACAGCGUCCAGGUGCAGACCGCAGAGCCGGCAGCCGCGGCCAGCAAUGAUUACCAGGCGGAGCUGACGAAGUCCGGGAUUCAGAAGGCGGCGCCGGGGCAGCGGAAGGUGCUCCGGAAGGGCGCGAAGCUGGUCGCGCCCCGUCGCGCCGCGCGGGCGGGGCGAGCGACCCUGCGCGGCGUCAGAAGCCGAGGGGCGCGGCACGCCGCGCGGGCGGGCCACAUGGGGCGGCCCGGCGCCGCGCGCGUCGCGGGGGGGGCCCACGUGCUGCUCGUAGCCAUCUUCGUCUACUUGGCAUUCGCCCCCACGGCGGAUGACCCUCCCGAGCAGCCGGCGCUGCAGGCCGCGCUCAGGACGGCGCUGCCCAGGCCGGAGCGAUGGGCGCAGGCCGCGCGCAGGGUGCUCAAUCAGCCGGCACAGGGCAGCGCAGAGUGGAUCUUCUGCGCGCCCCAGUGGCAGGAGCUGCCAUUGCCAGGGGAAGAUCCGCUGGGGCAGCAAGACCAGGUGGCAGGAGAUCCCCGCCGACCCGUCCACGGGAGAGGCCAAAGUCAAGUGCGACAUAUCGAACCUGCAGGACGACAUCGCCCCCGGGGACGCCCAGAAGCACUGCCAGUGCCGGGGCGGCCAGGGAGCAUCAACCCUGGACUUCUGCCACGUCAGGGCGCUGAGGUGGCCAGCGGCCUGCAGGCGGCGUCGUGCGAGAUCUUCGAGGCGGGCGCUUGGCAAGGCUUCCGCGCGGCCGCCGUGCAGUGGGAGGCCGUGCAGCCGCUGUGCCAGCCCAAGCUGUGGGAGACGCAGGGGCUCGCCGAGGCGGGACCGAAGGCCUUGGACGGAGCGCUGGUGCAGCACCUCCUGAAGGACGCGUGGGUGGACCCGCGGUUUGUGGGCAACUACGUUCGGCUGUACAACGCCUCGGGCUGGAUCCCGCGUGCCUUCGUCAACUACUACUCGGGCGCGACGGGCGGCAAGAUCCAGCGGAUGACCGAGGAUACGCUGCAGAAGAGGUUGAGCCACGUGCCGCCCUCUCCUCCUCCAUCUUUCCAGCGAGGCUUCUGCCCUCCUCCUGUCGAGCACUACUCCUCUUUCCCGUGGUACCCCAGCUGUUGCCCCGCCUUUCCAGCGCUCUGUCGGAUUAUUUUCUGCCUCAAGCUGACCAUCGACAUUUGGCGCGGGAGUUGCUGGAUAACCUUCCACUAG